AUGAUUAUCAAUGGAAUAUCAAGACAAAAACGUGUGGUAGCAAAGUGGGUGAUGCAGGGUAUACCAAAAUUGUUGAGUAUCCCCGAAGACUACACUGAAAAAAUGUGCAGGAUUAAAAGUGGGAUAGUCAGAGCAGAGUCUUCUCUUUACAACAUACUACAAUCUAACAGCUUGCCAUUAUGGGUACAGUUCCCAGCUGACCGUGUGCUUACAGUUGGUAACAAGAGCAUCAAUACAAACGAUAUUCCUCCCUGGAAAAUCACAAAACGUUUUUACGAAGUCUAUUUACUUGCCAAUACUAUCAUAGACGGUUACCUAUGCACAGAUGUGACACAUGUACCUUUAUACCUAUCCGAGCUAAGUCUAUCGGUUGUAACAGGGCUCAAAGGACAAUCUGUCGAUAGAUGGAAGGUAUUUUUCGACCAAAUGGUUUACAAAUGCUCGGCUUUUGAAUAUGAUGAGCACUUUGGAAAUCCUAAUAUUGCAGAAUAUGACCAGUCGUCUAUACAUUCCCUCACAGAGAUGACAUACUGUGAACCUAAAUUGUAUUCUGAUAUAGUAGGCUUAGUCGAAGGCCCGCCUUUCAAAGUUACACCACAUCCUUAUGUCCCGCUGAGAAGCAAUGGGAAGCCAGAAACAAACACUAAACUUGCCAUUCAAGCAAGGCCUUUACCACCUCUCCCGGAAGAUAUUCCAAAAAACAAACAGCAUAAAUCGAACCAAUCGGAUGCAUUAGAAUUGUCCGCAAAAAUGAGCAAUAUGUACAUCACACCAGAUUAUUCUGAUAAAAAUAAAAGUUUUAACGCAAAGCAUCCGUCUUGCCAGAAAACAGAAACUAACCCACAAUACAACAACGAUAUUCCGAGAGCAUCGAUACAACCAAAAAUCCCAAAUCGUGUACGACAUUCGAAGGAAUCCUCACAAAUAGCGACACCAGAUCGAGCUGUCAGACCUUUCGAGUACAGGCACACUAAGGAUGCAGUUAUGAAUGUUGAAAGUCUUUCUAUGAAUGAAGUGACUGAAUACCUAAAAGUUCUGAACCUCGGUCAAUAUGCUGAGACGUUUAAAAACAAUAUGAUUGAUGGUAUGAUGCUGAUAGGUCUCUCGGAGAAGAUGUUACGAAAAGACUUUGGCAUGAAUAGAGUAGAGGUCUUUAGACUGUUAAAGUUUGCAAAAGAAGGAUAUAUACCCACUUAAGUAAUGUUAAACGAAAACAUUUACAAUCAAAAUAAAAAGUGCCUUUCAGACUCAAAUAGGCAAAUUGUAUCACACCUGAUAAUGCAAAUAAUAUUCGAAAUGCCUAAUUUGGAAAAUCGUGUGAAUGAAAUUGACAAAAUGAGUUUGAAUGCUUAUAAUGUUGAUGUUAGAUUAAACAAUAUUUUAUUACAAUUGAUGCAGCUGCUUCAAGUUCAUUUUUAACAUGUUCGAGUAGCAUCGGCGUACUCAAGGAUAGGGCGGAAAAUAGACAUAUACAUUCUUUCCAAACUAGAACGAUUGAGGAGAAAUUUCAGUGAUUUUAUAAUGCCUACUCUCUGCCAAGUAUUUUGCAGAAUUAUAGAUAUAUGAGUAUCCCAUUAUUAAUUUGAAUUUGGGGAUGGUUUACUUGUUUUAUUUUUCUUGAAAAUAUCAUGGAUUCGGUUUUGGACGGAUAAAAAGUAACCAACCAAACCUUUGACCAUUCAUGAAUUUUUUUAAAGUCGUCAUAUAAACGCUUGGCUGCUCUACAAUGAUAUUAAGGCUCGCAGAGGUCCGAGGAUCG
Ruditapes philippinarum (Manila clam) is the source of this 1759-nucleotide messenger RNA. RefSeq lists its product as uncharacterized. The coding region runs from base 1 to 1197 and encodes 398 amino acids. NCBI's taxonomy places the organism in Eukaryota, Metazoa, Mollusca, Bivalvia, Venerida, Veneridae. The transcript is spliced from 4 exons. Gene Ontology annotation, molecular function: protein binding. The record is from RefSeq and is a predicted model, not a curated record.